UUUGUCUGCAAUUCUCGAGAUCUUUGCGAACGGUUGGCCUGCCGAGCAGUUUUCUUCGACCAGUUUAAGCUGAGAAAGCUCUCCUAGCUCUACUACGUUAAUAUUCGAGCUUUGCGUGUAAAAUUUGAAGUUUAAUGUGUAGAAAUCGCUUUAUGGUUUAAGGUAAAUACGUGAACUUAGAAAUAAUACAUGCAGAACGUUGAAUAUAAAUAACAGCCAAGGGAAAAUCCAUCAAGUCAACUUGUCGUGAAUAUACGCUCUCGGCAAAAGAAGGUUGAAUAUUUUCUGUUUCUUCAAGCGAACAGGCAUCGCUCAAACUGCGGUUAAAAAAUGGAGAGUUGCAUGUCUUUUCUUCAGCCUUUGAACCAAGUUCUGAUGACAAAAUGCCUCGGGAGAGACAAGAAAAAAACAGUGGACAAAACACCAUUAAAACAGAAGAUUUGCUACGGUGUAGGUCAUGUAUUCAAUGACUUGUGUAUCCAAGCAUGGUUUAGCUAUAUUAUUAUAUACUUUACCAAAGUCAUCAAACUCAGUUCAACGAACGUUGGCUACAUUUUCCUUAUUUCACAAAUCGCCGAUGCUAUCUCAACACCGUUCAUUGGAUACGCCUGCGAUAAACAAAUUUCUAAAAGAGUUGGAGAACGAUAUGGCAAUAGAAAGAUYUGGCAUUUAUUUGGUAGUGCYGGAAUGGCUCUCGUUUGGCCAUUUCUUUAUUCGCGAUGUCUUUUAUGCGAUGAAGGAGUUGAAGAAUGGGUUAUUGUAACCUAUUAUGGAGUACUGACUGCUUUAUUUAGUUUUUUCUGGCCGAUGGUGGAAAUUAGUCAUUUGUCUCUAAUGCCCCAUGUAGCAAGAAGAGCUAAAGACGCCCUUGAACUUGGCGCUAUAAGGUCUGCGCUCAAACUAGGAUGUGGUGUUUAUAUCUAUGUUAUAACGUGGAUAUUAUUAGGACAAGACAGUAGUGAAAAAAUAGACGAAACAGUACAAAAGCCUUUUACGUAUCAGACGAUUAUCGUUAUCAUCACCGGGGGUCUAUUCGCUAUARUAUUUCACUGGGGUGUCGACGAGGUCGGUCGAAAUCGUCCGCUAGGAAAAAGAGAACAAGUGUCGAUACGAGAGAAGCCAUCACAACCAUCAACAUCAAACGAUCCAGAAAAGAGAGCUCUACAGGAGGACGAACAACAUCUUGAAAUUGUCACAUUAGACCCCGGUACAUCUCCAAAAACCUGGAGACAAUGGCUAAAAACACCAGAUUUAUAUUUGAUGAUGUUAAUAUACAUGACCACACAAAACGUUCUUAACCUGGUUCAGUCAUACUUUCCUUUGUAUCUAACACAAGCUAUGCAGUUUCCCAAGGAAGCUAUCGCAUACUUCCCUCUCAUCGUCCUCGUCUGUGGUAUCAUUGCUAGUUUUACAGUUAAAUAUUUAAACAGAAAAUUCUCGAAUAGAGUUUUAUAUUGUUCYGCUUGUAUUUUGACGAUUGGUUCUGCCGCUUGGUUCUUUUUUACGCCUAUGGAAACAAGAAACGCUAUUUAUGCGCCCACUGUCAUUAUGGGAUGCGGUAUGUCCGUUAUGGUUGUGACAUCGCUUGCUUUGGUAGCUGACCUGAUCGGUGACGAUAAGCAUUCAAGUGGAAUGAUUUACUCUGCAAUGGCUUUUGUUGACAAGUUAUCACUUGGUCUUAUUAUCUUGGGUUUACAAGAAACCUACCCUAAAGGACAAGAGGAUAACUUAGAUUGCCUGGAAUGUAGUGAUCACGUGAGACUCUCAUUUUCUGUCAUCCCUGGAAUCGAGGCUCUUAUAGGAUUUGUUCUUGUGGCGUUUUUCUUUCAACGAAGACCUUUCGAAAGACUGAUGAAAAAGAACAAACAAAGCACUGAUACAAAAUACAGUCCUCCUACAAUUCAACAACGCGAUGAUCAACCACUUUGUGACGAAUCACACCUUCGCAAACUUGAAGCUUUAAAAUCAACAGACGUUUGACGCAAGAAUUGGGGGAGAAAGUCAGAAUGAACACAAUCCGUCUUACACUAUGUUGCGUUACAUUGUGGCAACUAUGUUGCGUUUACGUAACAUUGUGUCUGCCGGCCGUCGUCUCUGAUAUGAUUUACCUUUCGUUACUCGCCGCGUUAUGGUAGCGUUGAUAACUUACGUUGCGUUAAUGGCUGCAUUACGUUUCUCACGAUACGUUGUAUUACGCUAUACGACUUUGUACGUUACUACUUACGUUUCGUCACUAUACUAGUAGCAUUACGUUGCCACUAUACCUGACAUUUAACAACCAUUUUACUUGGGGCUCAAUAAGGGACUACUAGACUGAUCUUUAGCUGGUUAUAUCAAUGACAUUGUUUUAUUGACACAAUCACACCUUUCUCAUGCGGUUGUCACUAUUUUAUACUUUAAAUUCUUGCUACAACAAAAAUGAUAAUAAUUAAACUUUUAAGUUUAAGACAUUUAAAAAUGUCUUCAUCAGACUAAAUUACAUAAUAUUGGACGAACAAUUGUUAUUUGAACUGGUCCGCUAUGUGCCUUCAGACCAAGAAUAGUAACAAUUAAAAUAGAAUCCUUUUCUAAUUGUACUUUUUGUAGCCGCAAAGGAUAAUGGGGGAUUAGACAUUMGUGACGCCAUAUUGGAUUUUUCAUUCUCUUUUUCAGACAAUUUUUUAUAAAUACAAUUGAUAGAGUAGAGAUAUAGAUAUCCAAAGGUAUUAAUUGAAUAGAAAAUUCUACACUUUUAAAGUUGUUAUCUUUAGACGGGAUUAAUAAAUAAUAGUAUUAMAAUAAUUAAGCCAUUAGUAAAUUACAACAUCAAAACCACGAUUCCUCGUAAGCCUAGUGCGCUUUUCGGUAUAAUUGUAUUAGUUUUCGCGCUAAAAACAAAUCCACCAUUAAAACGUCUAGGUGUUUGCAAGACCUACGUUACCACAUUUGAAACAUUCACUAAAACAAUUAUUUCAGAAAAAUAUCGCUUGAUUGUUAUUUAAGAAAACAAUUUUACUACAGACUGUAUAACGUUAUAGGAACUAUCAAAAUAGUAUAUUCUUAUUGAUAAGAAUUUAUUCUAAUAUAAAAAUAAUAAAUAUUUUGGAAAGUUG
Exaiptasia diaphana is the source of this 3092-nucleotide messenger RNA. RefSeq names its product major facilitator superfamily domain-containing protein 12. Gene Ontology annotation, biological process: carbohydrate transport; transmembrane transport. The coding region runs from base 331 to 1980 and encodes 549 amino acids. NCBI's taxonomy places the organism in Eukaryota, Metazoa, Cnidaria, Anthozoa, Actiniaria, Aiptasiidae. Gene Ontology annotation, cellular component: membrane. The transcript is spliced from 11 exons. Gene Ontology annotation, molecular function: symporter activity. The record is from RefSeq and is a predicted model, not a curated record.